Teleopsis dalmanni is the source of this 1188-nucleotide messenger RNA. RefSeq lists its product as uncharacterized. The record is from RefSeq and is a predicted model, not a curated record. The coding region runs from base 1 to 1188 and encodes 395 amino acids. NCBI's taxonomy places the organism in Eukaryota, Metazoa, Arthropoda, Insecta, Diptera, Diopsidae. The transcript has 8 exons. Gene Ontology annotation, molecular function: ligand-gated sodium channel activity. Gene Ontology annotation, cellular component: membrane. Gene Ontology annotation, biological process: sodium ion transmembrane transport.
AUGUCCACCGUGAGCAAUAAGUCUUCGAAGAGACCAUUAUUAAAAAACAUUUCAUCAUCAAUUGGUGGAUUAUGGCACACAUUCUUCACCAACAAUGCCAUUCACGGAAUAACAUAUUUAGUCAAGGAACAAUUAACCAGUAUUGAAAAGAUUUUGUGGUUUAUACUUAUUAUCGUAUCGAUCUUCUUUACUGUUGUACUCAGCUUGCAAUCCAUUGAUCGGUUUAACAGAAAAAGCACUGUUAUAAGUCUAGAACGUGACAGCUAUAAUUUUAUAACGUCAAUGCCUGGCGCUACAAUUUGUCCUAUUAAGCGCUUAGACAAAGGACUUUAUGAUGCAUACUAUAACACUUUUAAAGACAAAUCAGAAUUAUCAAUAAUUGAUACGAAAAUACGCGGUUCUGCAGGUAGUAACAUAAUAUAUACCCGUCAAGUCUUAACUGAAUAUGGUCUCUGCUAUAUAACUAAUACUUACUUGGAACCAAAGUACUCAUCGUAUUAUUUUUUCUAUGGCAAACCAUUUGAAACCAAUUACAAAGACUUAAAGCUAAUUAAAGUUAUUAAAGGUGGAUAUUUCAGCGAAGAUAUGUCAUAUACGUUUAAGGGCUUCUUCAAUACACCCAUAGAGCCAUACAUUCAUAGUCCUCACGAAGUGAUGCAAGUAGAUAAAAGCUUAGGAACCACCGAAGAAGCUUGUAAUCAUUUUAUGGAAACUUUAGAAAUAAUUACCGAAGAAGACUUUGAUACAGGUACUACCAUCAAUCAAAGACAGUGUCGUUUUCAGCACGAAACAAACUUAACACAUUUUCCGAUAUACACAAAAAAUUUAUGUGUACAGGAAUGUCGUCUUAAUUUGGUAUACAAGAUAUGUGGCUGUAUACCCCAUUUUUAUCCAAAUCGAAUUGCAAAUCCAAAAGCAGUUUGUAGCUACAAACAACUUAAGGAAUGCUUAUCAAUGCAUGAAGAAUGGUUUAUUAAGCUUGACAACAAAGAUACAGAUAGCAGUAAUGUUACUGUGAAACAGGAUCCAUGCUAUUGCUUACCAAAUUGCCUUGAUGCUAUUGUGAUGAGCGACUCCGGCAGUAUUUUAGGCGGCAACAGUAUAAUUGUUAGUCUUUUCCAAAGACCACAAAUGCGCCUAAAACGUCAACUUAUAUUUACAUUCACUAAUUUGUUAGGUAAAACUUGA